This is a messenger RNA of Morone saxatilis (striped sea-bass), 9692 nucleotides long. Its product is annotated as phospholipid-transporting ATPase ABCA1-like. Gene Ontology annotation, biological process: lipid transport; transmembrane transport. Gene Ontology annotation, cellular component: intracellular membrane-bounded organelle; membrane. The transcript is spliced from 49 exons. The record is from RefSeq and is a predicted model, not a curated record. Bases 219 to 7061 code for a protein of 2280 amino acids. NCBI's taxonomy places the organism in Eukaryota, Metazoa, Chordata, Actinopteri, Moronidae. Gene Ontology annotation, molecular function: ATP hydrolysis activity; ATP binding; lipid carrier activity.
AGCCUGCUGGAGGAAAAAAAAACUGUUUUGUCAGACACUGAGACACAGCGAAGCGGAGGAGCGUACCUGUGAGAGGAGCACAGUUUCUUUACCCUUUAUAAGUUGCUCCUGGAGAGAGAACUGGUUGUAUGAAAAGAGUAAGAGUGGAUAUUCACACCGUUCAGGAUCAACGUGGUGAGGAGCUGGAGCGUGCUCAGUGAGCUUGGGAAGACGUCAACAUGGCUGUCUCCACUCAACUGGGUUUACUGCUUUGGAAGAACUUCACCUACCGACGGAGACAGACUAUCCAGCUGCUGAUUGAGAUCAUCUGGCCCCUUUUCAUCUUCUUUAUCCUGAUCUCAGUCCGAAUGCAUUAUCCACCCUACGAGCAACAUGAAUGCCACUUCCCUAACAAGGCCAUGCCCUCAGCAGGUACCCUGCCCUGGGUACAAGGCAUCAUCUGUAACGCCAACAACCCCUGCUUCCGUAAUCCUACCCCUGGCGAGAGUCCUGGGGUGGUGGGAAACUUCAACGAUUCGAUAAUCUCCCGUCUGUUCAAUGAUGCCAAGAAGAUCCUGCUGUACACCCAGAAUGAUAAAAGCUACGAGGGCUACAAGGGACUGUUAAGGGCCCUCAGGAAGAUGCAGAAGAACACUGCUCGUAAGGACAUGACUUUGAUGUUUUCCCAGAGACAAAGUGGAUAUUUUCCUCUCCUCCUCUGUCCUCUCAUAGCAUGUAGCACACAUAUGCUUUCAUUUUUCUCAGCUCUUUCUGAACCACUAUCCUCUUCGUUCUCUGCCCAGGUGCUGACUAAAGGUUUCGGCUUCCAUCUCAGAGACCUCUGUAACGCCACGUCCCUGGAAGAGUUUGUUCACAUUGCCGACCACAACGUGUCCCGUCUGACUCAAGAAAUUAUCUGCAAGUCCUCCAGUGAUUGGCUAAACAAGGCACAAAGCCACUUCCUGUCCAACUUGGACUUCCUCAAACCGAUUCGGAAGGAUGUGAGGUCAGACCCCAAAGUAGUCCAGGAAGUGUCAGCAGCAACCGACAAUCUUCUGGAGAACUUGGGAGCGCUGGCCGUGGAGCUCUCCAAUAUGAAGAGUUGGAAGGAUAUGCGUAAGGAGAUCCUCUAUUUGACUGCAAAUGCCACAGGCUCUCCAAACCAGAUGUACCAGGCUGUGUCACGUAUCGUCUGCGGACACCCUGAGGGAGGUGGUCUUAAAAUCAAGUCUCUCAACUGGUAUGAAGACAAUAACUACAAGGCCCUGUUCGGAAACCAUGGCAACGACAGCGACAAUGAACCUCUUUCCACUUACGACAACUCUUCCACUCCCUAUUGUAACAACAUGAUGCGAAGCCUGGAGUCCAGUCCCAUUUCCAGGAUGAUCUGGAGAGCUCUGAAGCCUCUGCUCAUGGGGAAGAUCCUGUACACCCCAGAUACUCCAGCAACACAGAGGAUCAUCCACGAGGUUAAUAAGACCUUCCAGGAGCUUGGCGUGCUACGGGACCUUGGAGGGAUGUGGGUGGAGUUGAAGCCCAAAGUUUGGAACUUCAUGGAGAACAGUGAGGAAAUGGACUUGGUCAGGACCCUGCUCCAGAAUAACGCCAGUGCUGCAUUCUUUAAUGCCCAGCUCAGUGAGACUGAGUGGCGGGUAUCAGAUGUGUCAGCCUUCCUGUCCAAGGUCUCAGAGGACCAAAGACCGGCAGGGUCCGCCUAUACGUGGAGGGACAUUUUCAACGAAACCGACCAGGCCAUACAGACCAUCUCGCGCUUCAUGGAGUGUGUGAACCUGGACAAGCUGGAGCCAGUAGCUAAUGAGGAGAGACUGGUCAACAAGUCUAUGGGUCUUCUGGACAACCAGAAGUUCUGGGCUGGGAUUGUGUUUCCUGACAUCGCCCAUAACAACAGUACUGACUUGCCCCCUAACGUCAACUAUAAAAUCCGCAUGGACAUUGAUAAUGUGGAGAGGACAAACAAGAUUAAAGAUGGCUAUUGGGACCCCGGUCCCAGGGCAGACCCCUUCGAGGACCUUCGGUACAUCUGGGGUGGAUUUUCUUACCUACAGGACGUCAUUGAGCAGGGAAUCAUCAGAGCCAUCACUGGCACCAAGGAGAAGACAGGCAUCUACAUUCAGCAGAUGCCCUACCCCUGCUAUGUUGAUGACAUUUUCCUGCGGGUGAUGAGUCGGUCAAUGCCUCUCUUCAUGACCUUGGCAUGGAUGUACUCGGUAGCCAUCAUCAUCAAGGGCGUGGUAUAUGAGAAGGAGGCCCGACUCAGGGAGACCAUGAGGAUCAUGGGACUGAACAACGGCACCCUGUGGCUCAGCUGGUUCAUCAGCAGUUUAAUCCCGCUCCUGAUCAGCGCCAGCUUGUUGGUGAUGUUACUGAAGAUGGGCAACCUACUGCCUUACAGUGACCCAGGAGUGGUGUUUCUUUUCCUGGGGUCCUUUGGCGUAGUAACCAUCAUGCAGUGUUUCCUCAUCAGCACCCUGUUCUCUCGUGCCAACUUGGCAGCUGCCUGCGGUGGCAUCAUAUACUUCACCCUCUACUUGCCCUACGUGCUGUGCGUUGCCUGGCAAGACUAUGUGGGCUUUGGAGCAAAAGUUGUAGUGAGUCUGCUGUCUCCUGUGGCUUUUGGUUUUGGCUGUGAGUACUUUGCCCUGUUUGAGGAGCAAGGGGUGGGCAUCCAGUGGUCAAACCUGCUUGCCAGCCCUCUGGAGGAAGACAGCUACAACCUGACCACCUCUAUCUGCCUCAUGCUGUUUGACGCCGUGCUCUACGGAAUAAUGACCUGGUAUAUCGAAGCUGUGUUCCCUGGUCAGUACGGGAUCCCCAGGCCUUGGUAUUUCCCUUUCACUAGAACAUACUGGUGCGGAGAGAAAGAGAACAAGAACCUCUCCACCCCUAUGUCAAAGAAGGGCAACGCUGAAGCUGUGUGUAUUGAGGAGGAGCCGGGCCACAUCGAGCCAGGUGUUUACAUUGAGAAUCUGGUGAAGGUCUACAGCAAUGGAAACAAGCUGGCUGUAGACGGACUGUCCCUGAGGUUCUAUAACGGACAGAUAACCUCCUUCCUUGGCCACAAUGGAGCUGGCAAGACCACAACAAUGUCAAUCCUGACAGGGUUGUUUCCACCCACUUCUGGUACAGCCUACAUCCUCGGCAAGGACAUCCGCACUGAACUCAGCACCAUCCGGCAGAAUCUGGGCGUCUGUCCUCAGCACAACGUACUAUUUAGCAUGCUGACAGUGGAGGAACACAUCUGGUUCUACGGCCGUCUGAAGGGGCUGCCAGAGGAGAUGGUGAAGGCUGAGAUGGAACAAAUUGUGAACGAUGUCGGACUGCCCCACAAACGACAGUCCCGCACCAAUGCGCUGUCUGGAGGCAUGCAAAGGAAGCUGUCAGUGGCCCUGGCUUUUGUUGGGGGCUCCAAAGUUGUAAUCCUGGAUGAACCUACUGCUGGGGUCGAUCCCUAUGCGCGCAGGGGUAUCUGGGACCUGCUGCUUAAAUACAGACAAGGCCGCACCAUCAUCCUGUCCACUCACCACAUGGAUGAGGCUGACAUCCUGGGUGACCGCAUUGCCAUCAUUUCCCACGGCAAGCUGUGCUGCGUAGGCUCCUCGCUCUUCCUGAAGACCCAUCUGGGCACAGGCUACUACCUGACCCUGGUCAAGAGAGACUAUGACUUGACUCUUCAGUCCUGCAGGAAUUCUGCCAGCACAGUCUCAUACAGCAAGAAGCCAGAGAAGGAGGACAAUGUAUCAGAGAGCAGUUCGGAUGCUGGACUGGGCAGUGAACCAGAGAGUGAAACCACCACUAUUGAUGUGUCUCUCAUCUCCAACGUGAUAUUCAAGCAUGUCCCCGAGGCUCGCAUGGUUGAGGACCUUGGCCAUGAACUCACCUAUGUCUUGCCCUACCAGUCAGCUAAAGACGGAGCCUUUGUAGAGCUCUUCCAUGAGCUGGAUGACAGACUCACCGACCUGGGAAUAUCCAGCUAUGGAAUAUCUGAUACCACACUGGAGGAGAUCUUCCUGAAAGUUGCAGAGGACAGUGGAGUGGAUUCAGUUGAGCUUUCAGAUGGAGUCGUGCCGACCAGGACUCGCCGCCAUCAUGCAUUUGGAGACCACCAGAGCUGCCUGAAGCCCUUCACUGAGGACGACUUUGAUUUCAACGACUCUGAAGGUGACCCAGAAUCCCGAGAGACUGACUGGCUCAGUGGAACAGAUGGCAAAGGUUCAUACCAGGUCAAAGGCUGGAGUCUGAAGAGACAGCAGUUUGUUGCACUACUGUGGAAACGGUUCCUCUACGCUCGACGCUCCAGGAAAGGCUUCUUUGCUCAGAUUGUUCUUCCGGCAGUGUUUGUGUGUAUUGCCCUGGUGUUCAGUCUGAUUGUUCCUCCAUUUGGAAAGUACCCAAGUCUGGCUCUGGAUCCAAGCAUGUAUGGAGAACAGUUUAACUUCAUCAGUAAUGACUUACCUGAGGACCCUCACAUCAACAAACUACUAGGAGCUCUCACAGAAAAACCAGGAUUUGGAACUCGCUGCAUGGAAGGAGAACCCAUACCGGACACUCACUGUACAGCAAUUGAAGAUGAGUGGUCGGUCCCGCCAGUCUCCCAAAGUGUGAAGGACAUGUUCGACAAAGGCAAUUGGUCCAUGGAGAAUCCCUCACCCCUAUGUGAGUGCAGCUGUGGAGGACGCAAGAGGAUGCUUCCCGAGUGUCCUGCUGGUGCUGGGGGACUUCCACCACCACAGAAGAAGAUCAGUGACAAAGACACUCUUCAGAAUCUGACCGGCAGAAACGUCUCAGACUAUCUGGUGAAAACCUAUGCGCAGAUCAUUGGCCAAAAGGCAUCCCUGAAGAACAAGAUUUGGGUCAAUGAAUUCAGAUACGGUGGAUUUUCAUUGGGCGCCAGGAGUUCUCAGCUUCUGUCCCACACGGAUGAAAUCGAUGAUGCAAUCGCUCAGUUGAGGAGACGCUUCCAUCUAGAGACAGGUACUGCAGCGGAUCGUUUUUUUCACAGUCUCUCCAGUUUUAUCCAAGGAUUGGACACCAAGAAUAACGUCAAGAUUUGGUUCAACAACAAGGGCUGGCACAGCAUUGGUUCUUUCCUCAAUGUGAUGAACAAUGGCAUCCUACGGGCAAGUCUGCCAGCCAGCAAAGACCCCACAAAGUUUGGCAUCACUGCCUUCAAUCACCCGCUCAACCUCACCAAGGAGCAGCUGUCACAGGUCGCACUGAUGACGACAUCAGUAGAUGUGUUGGUUUCCAUCUGCGUGAUCUUCGCCAUGUCUUUCGUUCCUGCCAGCUUUGUGGUCUUCCUCAUCCAGGAGAGAGUGAACAAGGCCAAACACAUGCAGUUCAUCAGCGGAGUGCAGCCUUUACUCUAUUGGCUGGCCAACUUCAUUUGGGAUAUGUGUAACUACAUCGUCCCAGCCACGCUAGUCAUCAUCAUCUUUGUGUGUUUCCAACAAGACGCCUACGUCUCCUCCACCAAUCUGCCUGUGCUGGCCCUGCUGCUGCUGCUCUACGGAUGGUCAAUCACUCCUCUGAUGUACCCAGCCUCGUUCUUCUUUAAGAUCCCCAGCACGGCCUACGUGGUUCUGACCAGCGUUAACAUACUGAUUGGAAUCAACGGCAGCGUCUCCACAUUUGUACUGGAGUUGUUCGGAAGCAAUGAAAUCGGUGGUAUCAACGACAUCCUGAAGAACGUGUUCCUCAUCUUCCCUCACUUCUGUCUGGGCAGAGGACUGAUUGAUAUGGUGAAGAAUCAAGCGAUGGCUGACGCUUUGGAGAGAUUUGGGGAAAACCGCUUCCGCUCCCCUCUGGCCUGGGACAUGGUGGGAAAGAACCUGUUUGCUAUGGCCAUAGAAGGCUUGAUCUUCUUCAUCAUCACCGUCCUCAUUCAGUACCGCUUCUGCUUCAAGGCCAGGUCAUCUAUCAGUCACCUGAAGCCUAUUGGAGAAGAAGACGAGGAUGUGGCCAGAGAGCGACAGAGGAUCCUGAGUGGAGCAGGACAGUCGGACAUCCUGGAGCUCAGACAGCUCACCAAGAUUUACAAGCGGAAACAGAAGCCAGCAGUGGAUCGGUUGUGUAUCGGCAUCCCCCCUGGAGAGUGCUUUGGUUUGCUGGGUGUGAAUGGAGCAGGGAAAACCAGCACCUUUAAAAUGCUGACAGGAGACUCUGUGGUCACCAGUGGAGAGGCCUACCUGGCUGGCAAGAGUGUAAAUACAGAGAUAGAUGAGGUGCAUCAGAACAUGGGCUACUGUCCUCAGUUUGAUGCCAUCAACGACCUGCUGACCGGCAGAGAACACCUCGAGUUUUACGCCAUCCUGAGAGGAGUGCCUGAGAAGGAAGUCUGUGAGGUGGCAGAGUGGGGCAUCCGGAAGCUGGGCUUGGUCAAAUAUGUGGACAAGGCAGCGGGCAGCUACAGUGGAGGAAACAUGAGGAAACUGUCCACUGCCAUCGCUCUCAUAGGAGGACCACCUGUAGUCUUUCUGGAUGAACCAACUACAGGCAUGGACCCUAAGGCACGCCGUGCUCUGUGGAACGCAAUACUGAGCAUCAUCAAAGAGGGACGAUCUGUAGUCCUGACCUCCCACAGCAUGGAGGAGUGUGAAGCACUCUGCACAAGAAUGGCCAUCAUGGUCAACGGCAGGUUCCGCUGUUUGGGCAGUGUGCAGCACCUCAAAAAUAGGUUUGGUGAUGGCUACACCAUCAUCCUGCGGGUGGCUGGCCCAGACCCAGACCUUCGGCCGGUGAUGGGGUUCAUCGAGCGGGAGCUGCCUGGCAGCACACUGAAGGAGAAACACCGUAACAUGCUGCAGUACCAGCUGCCCUCCUCCCUAACUUCCCUCGCCCGCAUCUUCUCCCUGCUCUCUAAAAACAAGGAGGCGCUCAGCAUAGAAGAUUACUCCGUCUCCCAGACAACUUUAGACCAAGUGUUUGUAAAUUUCGCCAAGGACCAAAGUGAUGAAGACCACCUGAAAGACAUCCAUCUGAACAAGCGGGACGCUGUGGUAGUGGACAUUUCCCAGCUAAACUCUUUCCUCACAGACAACAAGACCAGGGAGAGCUGCGUCUGAUUGACGAUGAACAUACCAUCAGUGGGAGUUGCUAUGCUUCACCCAACCUCCCCAUCACACAAAAUAUGGACCACUAACCUGCGGGGGAGACAGACUAUGUUAAUUUUUUUUAUUUCUAUUUUUUAGUAUUUUUUAAUUGUUAUCAUUUCUCAGUGGACCUGCACUUCAGUGCACAGCCUCUUGAAAAGGCAGAGACUGCAGGUAUUGUGACAGACACUGAAACAAUGAAAACUCAAUGCAAAUCAAUGCAAGAAAUAUAUAUAAAUAUAUUUAAGAUGAGAAGAUAUUCCUGUGAGGGUUGGAGACCGGUGCUUCUCCUUCACUAGAUGGACAGAAAGAAAGAACACUUGAAGUGACAGCAAGAUUAUGAUGCUGUGUCAGACUGGAAAGCUUGUAGCCCUGCUACUCACUCAAUGGACACGGCAUUGGGAUGAUAGAAGGAAAUCUCUCUAGUUUUUAAAUCCCCGUUCCUAAAGGUAGUUAGCCGUAGUCAGUGCGACGUGUAUGUGCUAUGGUAAAAGAGUUCGGAUCAUUCACUGCCAACUGCUAAAAGAUGGACUGACUUUUUUAUCAGGGUUAAACCUCUCGCGAUCGCUCUCUUCGUUACCAAGCUCAGUUGUUUUAUAAUGCAAAUGAUGGUAAAGAAGCAUUUACAAUCCAAUUGAUUUCAGUCACAAACAUGCAAUCAUGCAACAUGUAAAUUUUUACUAAUUAGUUUUUUUAAGAGAUAAUUUAAUUCUAAUAGACAAACAUAACCUCUAUGGAGUGUUUUUUUCUUUGUUUGGAUAACAAUUACGACGGAUAACCAAGUUGUCUUUUUUUAUUUGUUCUUGGUGUUCUUGACAUUGUCCAGCACAGUGCCUAUACUGUAUCAUGGUGGAGAGAGAAAUCUGAGCACUCCAUUAAAGAAACAACAACGUAUGUAGGCUGCUAUGGAAUGUAUAAGACAGAUACCACCAUGCAUCAAAGCACAAAAAAAAAAGCUUUUUGUGAAGAUGAUGGAUGAAACUGUUUUUUGUCCUUCAUUGUCAAAAACAAAACAAAAAAAAUCUUGUGGUUGCUUGAUGUCUGUACAUGAUGCAGCCUGCUGUACUGGCUUGUUUUUACUCGUCCUGCCCUCUUCAAAUGGAACUGAAGGCCAAUCAGAACGGACAGAGGAUAACCAUCGUUCACUGGCAGUUGUGACUUCGACAGAAAUCUGAAGAUUGCUGAAGAUUUUGGACUGGUUUCUUGAAAGGUGAUUGGAAAUAUAUACUGCAUGUUUUCCACUGUGCCACACACCUUGACUAUCAGCACUUCUAUGUGUGUGUGUGUGCCAGAGCAUGCCGUCAGAUCAGCGUGUAAAGGACUGGAGACGACUGAAUUGUGCUUCAUUAUUGUUCGGUUACCGGCACAUAUAUAUAUGUGAGUCUAAAUCCAAAUUCUGUUGUAAAAAAAAAAAAAAGAAUCUGUAUCAAAAUGUGAUUUUGACGAUGAAUCAGAUGGAAAUGUUCCUGCAGGUAAAACUCUAGCUCCCAUACAGCGUCUUGUGUGGGAUCUGAAGAUAGUAACUUUUCCAGUAACAUGCUUUUCUACAUGCCUGUAUGAGGGCACGUCGGAGCAAUUUAGACCUGAGCCAUCACCGGUGUGGAUAUUAUGUAAAGUAGCAGCAGUAUCUUGUGAUGUCGAAUUAAAAAAAACUAACAAAAAAAAAAAGUUACAGUGGAGUGAACAAACAGUAUCUGUGCCAAAUGGAGCUGAAUAUAUAUAUUUGAUCAACCAGCAUAAUAUCAAGGAGGCAACUGUUUUGUAAAGUUUAAGUUGUGCUUUGAUUUGAGUUCUUUAUCCAUCAGCUCACCCAAAGAAAUCCUCCUCUCUCGUUGUCAGCAGCUCAGAAACAAAACGCUGCAACCUCAUUCAGUCUCCAUCAGACUGCGAGUUUUUUCUGCCGAUGUUGCCAAAUUCUAAUCUUUCUGUCUCUCCACAUUAAGAAGCUGCGACAUUGAAGUUAACUGUACUGUCAGUAACUCAAAUUUUUAGACGUGAGGUUGAGAGAUUUCUGAAGCUACACAUUAACAGGGACCACAUGAAUUAGAGUUGUGCUUGUAAUGCUUUAUAAUCCAGGGUUUAAAUUGAUGACAGUUUGUCAUCACAGGUGCUCUGUGUCAUAUUCAAUCUUGGAAAGGGUUUCCGUUUUCUCUGGGAUCCGAUCACAGCUGUGGGGUUUCAGACUUGCCCUCAGCUGAAUGUGAGCACUUUAUAGACUUCAAAGCCUGUUGUGUCAAAGAUGUAGAAGUAAGGGAUUUGGGUAUGGCAAAUUAGACAUUUAAAAAAAACAAACAAUCUCUGCACUGGAACACAGGUAUAAUUUCCGACAAGAUGAAGCUACACCACUGCAUUAAAACAUUUGUUUGUGACACUUGAAAUGGAGAACGAAGGCUUACAUGUGAUUGAGAGAAACGAGAGAAAAGCAGAGAGAGUAGAGACACAAAGAGAGAAACGCAGGACAGUAAGAUGGUGAUAUUUCUCUUCUCGUGCUCAAUAUUAUUUGUUUACAUUUUUAAGUAUUAAACAGCUGUUUGGGUCUGUUACUCAUUGUGUAUAGUUCUUCUUUUCAUUAAUAAACAAAAAAAUCAUACAUUUUGAAAAAAA